CCAUUAUGAGAAACUGGUGACUGGUGUAAGUCAGGUAGAUUAUAGAUACGAAUUGUCUAGGUUUACACGUAAGAACUGUCUUCUCGCUCUCGCAGUCUUCUUUGCUUUUGAAUUUACACAGUCAUUAAUUUUACAUUGCCAAGUUAAUCUCAGAGUAAACAUAGUUAUGGAAGCUACAGAAAACACCAAAUUGGUUGACAACUAUGAGGGUUUCAGUCCAAGAGAUUACCAGAUAGAGCUAUUCCAAGCUGCCUUGGACGAUAACAUAAUUGUAUAUCUCCCGACUGGCUCAGGAAAGACACUGAUAGCAGCUCUUUUGAUCAAUGAAAAGUCCAAAGAAGUCACAAAGUCUUUGCAUGCUGGAGGGAGACGAACAGUGUUUCUUGUUCCGACAAUCGUUCUGGCAAUACAACAGGCAGCUUAUUUGAGGAAGCACACAUGUCUAAAAGUACAGGAAUUCUAUGGAGGGAUGGGUGUGGACUUGUGGGGGAGAGGCAAAUGGCAAAUGGAAUUCGAAAAUAAUCAUGUUCUAGUGAUGACUGCCCAAGUUUUUGUUGAUAUCUUGAAUCAUGCCUUUUUUUCACCAUAUCAACUCAAUUUGCUGGUAUUUGAUGAGUGCCAUUCAGCAGUAAAAGACGCACCGAUGAGACAAGUUCUCACGAAACUGCAAAGCUGCGAUGUUGCUCGACGACCAAAAAUCCUGGGGCUUACAGCAGCUUUGUUUAGGAAACGGUGUAAACCACGCGAAGUGCAUGGCAUAAUUAAGCAACUCUCUGAAACAAUGGGAUGCAUCGUGAGAAUUCCGUCUGACAUACAAACAGUCUACCGCUCCUCGACGAAACCUUGUGAGGUCGUUUUUCAACAUGAUGACUUCGACACGGGACUGGAUCCUGUUGCAAGAGAGUUGAGUGCAUUGAUACGAAGUUUGCUACUAUCCUGUCGUUGGGUUGUCCAUGAUUCUCUACAGCAGUGUCAACCGCAUGGACUAUGGAAUCCAUAUACCGUCCAGAACACGGUCAAAACCGAUAUAUUAAGCGACCCCAUUAAAGACAUUGCCUUCGUACUGGAGAACUUUGGACCCUAUGGUGCUUUUCAUUGCGCACAAGUCUACAUUCCAAUUUUAGAAAGAGCUAAAAUGAGACAAAGAAACAUUUCUGAUAUUAACAAAGUCAUAAUUCUCUGUCAUCAAAUACGUGAAAUUUGUGCACCUUUUUUUGCGAAUUACUCCGCGAAAGAUCGCCUAACAGUCUUUGUUCAACCCAAUGUGAAAAGAUUAUUGGACAUUAUCCGCAACUUCAGCCCAGAGCAUUGCGAUCCCGAUGAAAAAAAGUUCAAAAUGUGUUGCAUCGUUUUUGUCGAACGUAGGUCAAUGGCUAGUGUCCUGUACCAUUACCUGAAGGAUAUCCGAGUACAUGAUACCACCUUGGAAUUUGUGAAGCCGUUAUUUACCAUGGGGCAGGCGGCAGCGUCCACCUCCACUCUCACAGAAUCACAAAUUCUAAACAUGAACCAAAAAGAAAUUAUGCGAGAUUUUCGGGAAGGACAUUGCAAUUUGGUAGUGGCCACAAGUGUCCUGGAAGAAGGCGUUGAUAUUCCUGAAUGUAAUUUGAUUAUUCGUUUCGACAAAUUUCGAACUUAUUGCGACUACGUCCAAACCAAAGGCCGGGCCAGAUCUGUGAGAGCGUUUUAUUUUAUUUUGGUGAGCCACAGUGAUACGGAAAAGCUACUAGAUGAUUUGGCUCAAUUCCAUUCCAUUGAACAGCAGCUAGUAGCCACAAGUAACAUUGAGGAAGAUAAAGACGCUAUUAUAGACAAUAUGUUUAGUCAGAUUAUCGAACCCUAUCAACCAUUUGGCGAAGAAGGGCCACGAAUUACCUUACAGAGUAGCAUAUCACUGAUCAAUAGAUACUGUAGCAAACUUUUAUCGCAUGGACCUUCAGUGUUGGUUCCCACAUGGAAUAUCGCAGAAGUGGAUGAGAACCGAAUUGAUCCCUUGUUACUGCAGAGAAUAAAGGAACUAGUGAAACGGCUGCCAAUUACGAAACCUCAUACGGGUCAGGCGGCUACAGUUUCCCAUGGCUUCUAUCAAUGUCAACUCCUGUUACCAAAGAGCUCCCCUUUGCAAGAAGAAAUUGUUGGUGAGCCAAUGCCAACGAAACGCUUAGCCAAACGGACAGUAGCUUUGCGAGCCUGUCAGCGUCUUCAUACACUAAAGGAGUUGGACGAUCUUCAUCUUCUCCCAGUCAGUCACCGUAACAUAGUAAAGCAGUUAAGUUGAUCGAUGUGCGCAGCAAACUGAGAAGUAUUUUUGUUUUGAUACUGUAAGUUCACGUUUCAUUAAUUACUAGGAUUGCGAAUAUUUGUUGUAAUAUCGACUGCACAUGUUAAUCCAGAAUAUUAUUACAGAAGAAGACAGUUCUCAACGCAAGGGGUAUUACAAUUUUUACUUUAAGGUUAAUAGCAAAAAGAAAAGAAAAACGUGCUAAAAGGAAUCACGAAAUGCUGCAUAGUUUACUAGUGUAAUCGCGACUCGGACGCAAGGGUUUGAUAUCGACCAAUUCCGUCGGACUAUUGAGGCUCAUGGAUCGCAUCCUGACCAAAUGUUUGGAGGCUUCUUGGUGAGGACUAACGGGAGCCGAAUCAGACGUUUCGAUUUUCUUUGUCGUAUCGGUCGCUACUUUUUCUCACCUGAAGUUUAAAAAUGGAAACCAACGAAAAACAGAAAAAAAAGUUGUUGAUUCGAGGCGCUCAAAUCCGUCACAACUAGAGGUAUUUUCUCCUGUUCUUUGCUUCCUGCGAUAAAGCGUUUGUCAAUGAAAGGGUGAUCGAUCCACGUCAACCCUAUGUCCACCAAAUCGGAGAGUUUCUUCCAUUGCUCGCGGUUGUUCAAACACGUCUCAUAGAUAGGUUUGACCCAAGGAAACGAUUCGGAAAGCGCCUUUUCUCCCCAAAAAUGAGAAAGGUUAAAUAUUUCGAUUAUCUUUCUCGUCUCGGUCCAUCAUUGCCUGUGACGAAGGCAAAAACACAACUUAAUACGUUUAAAUAAUCAACAAGGAACGCGUAAAGAAAAAAUACAUACAAUGGGCGUCUCGUUAAGCUGCAAUUUCUCCAUGUCACCCUGCUCGAAAAACUCUUCCGCAACUAGUUUAGCUACUCGAUGUUGAAUGGACCACGGCUUGGCAAUGGCACUCACGUCACAACCAGUCAUCAUCAUCCCACACAGAUCCUGCCAAUCAAAUUCUCCGUUUUCCACCAUGUCGAUAAAACGAUUUUUCUUGCGGAAGUAAACCGCCAAAUCAGUUGAAAGGAUGGAAUGCUCAAUCAAGUGCAUGGCUGUCCUGUACUGCACAGGAUGUUAUUGGAAUCCUCGCUAAGAAUCAUUAUGCAUUGAUCUAAAUGAUGGUGUUCCAUAGUAGAAGUUGAGUAGAGGAUAGCUAACGGAGACAUCACUUUCGACUUCCAAGGUGUCUUGUUACCUGGAAGGCAUUGUUGGUUCCACGGUGAUCCAAAUCGUGACAUAAGCAGGCAACCAGCAAACUCAAGAUCUACCCUAGCCAAACAGUCAAUACAUUUGUCAUCAUGCGUACACGGGAGCGACACAAAGAAGACAAAGUUUGCACUUGCAUCGAGAUCCGUCAUGAACUGCUCCAUCUUUCCGGUUUUCAAAAGGGCAAACAUGGUCUGGGCGACGUUGAGUGCGUGGCGCCAAUUGUGAUACUUGACCGGUCGAUAAUUCUUCUUCACGCUCAGAAUCCAUCCACAAAGCACCUGGAUCCAAAACGAAAAUCAUUUUUUAAUAUGGACGUUAUCGAUCGACGCAAACGUGCCGACCUUGUAAGGUCCGAUAGUUCAAAAUCGAUGAAAUCGUAGCUGUGGAAAAGAACAAUCCCAUCAGUGGAAACGCAUCGAAGUAAACCAGAAGGAAAUUACUUUGUGAGAUUGUAGUACUCGGUCGAGGGAACGACAUCAUUUUCCAGCUGUUCAACGUCUUCUUCAUUAGCACGGGAAUGAUGAAAGACGAACUGAUUACUACCUCUUCAUCUGAUGUCGUGAAGCCAUUGGGAGUUCCCUUCUUGUUAACCAUUUGGGCCACACCGACAACGCCACCUUGUCGAUUGAGAAUGGGGAGGCAGAGGAUGCUGUGUGUGACGUAGCCCGUUUUCUUAUCUAUCUCGGACAGGAAACGCUCGUCCUGGGAUGCCCCCUCAAUCCGAGGCGUCCACAAUCCGCAGCCCUGAUUUGGUGAGGGCUACAUGGCCGGCUAUUCCGCUUCCUAGCGGAAUAGGUUGCGCUUCUAGGGCUGCCUUCAGCAAAGUAUCGUCGAAAUCUGUCAUUGAAAACCAUUAAUAAGAUUGGUUAUUGAGUUUCGGAACCAA
Daphnia carinata is the source of this 4376-nucleotide messenger RNA. RefSeq names its product endoribonuclease Dicer-like. The transcript is spliced from 21 exons. Bases 167 to 2278 code for a protein of 703 amino acids. Gene Ontology annotation, molecular function: ATP binding; ribonuclease III activity; RNA binding. Gene Ontology annotation, biological process: pre-miRNA processing; apoptotic DNA fragmentation; siRNA processing. NCBI's taxonomy places the organism in Eukaryota, Metazoa, Arthropoda, Branchiopoda, Diplostraca, Daphniidae. The record is from RefSeq and is a predicted model, not a curated record. Gene Ontology annotation, cellular component: cytoplasm; RISC complex; nucleus.